UGUAUGUUCUAAACUUGGAUAUACGACUGUGUUAGGGAAAUAAUACAGUAGGCCACUAAUUUAUGUUGUUGGUUGCUAGGUAUUAUUUAACUGGUAUCUUAUAGUAUUUAUAAUGUCGGGAUUGUCAGCGUUGGCCAGAGUGAAAGAAUAUCAUAAAAUAUCUUUUGAGUAUAUUUCUAAUGCACUUGAAAUUGAUGAAAGUGUGGAUGGUGACAAAAAUGAAGCAGUGGAAUGGUACUUGAAAGGCAUUGAAGAGUUGAAAAAUGGCCUUGCAGAAGAAUGUAUAGGUGCUAGUAGAGAUGAUAAAGACAAAGCGGCGAGGCUUCAAAUCAAAAUGAAAAGCAAUUUGAAAAUGGCGGAAGACAGGUUGGAAUGUCUCCUUGAUGGGCAAGAUGAGAACAGACCUUCGGAAGCAAACAUUUCAAAAUCUAAAACAAGAAAACGAGAUGAUAAAUCACCCAGUACAGGAAAUUCAAGCAAGUUGAAUAUAAAAUCUAAAUCAAGUCGGAUUCCAUCGUCCACGACCACUAGAAAUGCUGUUGUCACAAAGAAGUCAGAGGAACGCAAGCCCUGGAUUCCUUCUUCUAAGCCGACUUCACGCCCAUCUCGACCCAGAGAGAGCCCUUCUACCUCUAGGGAACAAUAUCGAAGUCCAAACUCACAACCAACUGACUCUAACUCUAGAAAUACACCAUUGCGCCAAAGAGUAAACCUCAAAAAUGUUCCAAAAGAAAUGGUCAAUAAAAUAUUAGAUGAUCUUGUUGAACCUGGUUCCCAUAAUGUUCGCCUUGCAGAUGUUGCAGGACAAGAGGUGGCUAAGCAAGCGUUGAAGGAAAUUGUGAUACUACCUGCUUUAAGGCCUGAAUUCUUUACCGGACUAAGAACGCCGGCAAGAGGUUUAUUGCUCUUUGGUCCACCUGGAACUGGCAAAACCUUACUUGCAAAAGCAGUUGCCGCAGAAGCGAAAUCAAAUUUUUUUAACAUCAGUGCAUCAACGCUAACGUCAAAAUGGGUUGGGGAAGGUGAAAAGAUGGUACGAGCACUUUUUGGAGUUGCGAAAGAGGUUCAACCAACUGUUGUUUUCAUUGAUGAAAUUGACUCACUUUUGUGUGAAAGAAAAGAAGGGGAAUCUGAUUCAGUACGUCGACUCAAAACAGAGUUCAUGAUGAGAUUUGAUGGCGUUGACUCAAAUGCAGGCGAUAGAAUCCUUGUCAUGGGAGCAACAAAUCGACCGCAAGAACUUGAUGAUGCAGUUUUGAGACGAUUUCCAAAGCGAGUUUAUGUUGGACUUCCAGAUGUUUCCGCCAGAAUUCAGCUACUCAAUAUGCUUUUGUCCAAACAAGGAUCACCACUUAAGAAAUCAGAAAUUGAAAAACUAGCUCUUCAAACAGAACUUUAUUCUGGAUCAGAUUUGACAGAACUUGCAAAAGAUGCCGCUCUAGGGCCAGUACGUGAAAUGUCACAAGAUCAACUUGUGUCCAUUGACGUUAAACAAAUGCGACCGAUAAAAUAUAAGGAUUUUGAGCAUUCGUUGAAAAAAAUCAGACCAAGUGUGUCUACAAAAUUACUUAAAAUAUAUGAGGAAUGGAAUGCUAAAUUUGGUGACAAUUCGGCUUUAUGAUAAUUUCAUUGAUUUAAGCUGUGAUUAGAUUCUUAAAAUAGCUUUCAGGUUUAAGAUAUUGAAGCGUAUUAUUCUGGAAAGUCACCAUUCAGGAAAGAUGUUAUUAUAAAUAUCCUAAAUUUGACCUUUAUGUCAUGGAUUUCUGGAUAAUAUUGGGAUUAAUAUUAUGAAUUUUGACGAUUAUUAUACAGGGUGUCACAAAAAAUAGAACCGAGGCAUUUUUGUAAUCGGAACAUAUUCUAGGCGGGACACAACUUUUGUUCAGAGCGUCUUAGAUUACUGAAAAUUUCAGGUACAAAUAUAUACAUACAUAAAUUCAAGUGUUGUUCUUUUUCUUGGUCACUCUGUAUAAUAAAACUUUGACAAUACAAACUGUUAUCGACAUUUCCAGGGUAUUUUAAAAUUUCUGACUCGAGCCAUGGUUAAAAAGAUAUUUCGCUUGAUAAAUCAUCAUUUUAUUAUUGUAUUUUUUGUAACCUAGUUCUGUUCCACACUUUUUUCUUGUCAAAUAUUUCUUUUUAUACUAGGGAAUAUUGUAUUGUAUUCAUCGUUCCUUCCGAUAUUAUAUUAAUUCUCUUUUCUAAAAUGCUAUUAAAAGAUAGAAAUAAGAAGAAUGCAAUAUUCUAACAUCAUGAAGUAGGUUGCCGUCAAUUGAAAUAUAUAAAUUGCUAUCCUAAACUACAUUUUAAUAAAUUUUUCUCGUAUCUCCAUUCUGUAAAAAGACUCGAUAAUAUAUAGCAGUGCCUGCAUAAAUAUGUUCAUAAAUAGUUUCAUUAUUAUAUAUUCCUUGGAAAUUUAUCUGUUCUGCAGCACAAUUGAACUUGGUUAUCAAAUUAUGGUUCUGUAAAAAAGACCAUUUUAUAUGAAUUCUCAGCAAAAAUAAUAUUUUUCGUAGAAUAUUUUUUUUUAUUUUGUUUGUGGAGCCGAAGUUCAGAUUCAGGAAUUUCAUCUAUUUCACGUCAUUCAUAUUACCUACUUCAUUAUUUAUAUAUAUAUUACGGUAGUACAUUUGUUAACAUUGGUAAUGCUAAAAAUAUAAUAUUACAAGCAUGCAUCCAACCCUGUUUUUAUGACCUGAAUAUGUAUGAAUGCAGGGGUGAAAAUAAAGACAAUAUUUGUAAUACAGCAAUCUUGCAGUAAUAUGAUGUUUUUACGGUUGAUAAUCUUUGUUCAAUAUGUACCAUUUCUUCGUUAUAACCAUGACUAAAUUCAAUAUGAGGAAGUACUUUGACAGGUUUCCAUUUAUAUGAGAAUAUACAACAUUGUUUAUUCAUAGAAGUGAGUGCUCCUUGUCUAAGAUACACCGAUGUUAUGCUUCUCAAAAAAUUUACGGUAUAUGAAGACACUCAAAUGUUUCGAAUCUGUUUAGAGAUUUUGUACUCUAUUCAUUUGGGACAAUAUUUAAAAUACUGUUUUCAGUUUCAAUUGGAAUAAAGUGUUCGAAAAAUCAUUUCAUUCCUAAUGUUGUUUCGUAUUUUGAAAUGGAAUUGAAUAUAUAUCAUGCAUUGGGCCUAUGAGGAAGAGUUUAUGUUGAAAAAAUUGCCGCUUUACCAAAAUAUAUUAAAAACUUCCACAGAAAUAGGGAAUAUUAUCUGCAUUUGCAGUAAUUAUAAUGAGAUUGUUUUAAUAUUAUGGCCUGUCAUUGGCUAAUACA
Molecule: messenger RNA, 3275 nt
Organism: Styela clava
Lineage: Eukaryota; Metazoa; Chordata; Ascidiacea; Stolidobranchia; Styelidae
Product: spastin-like
Cellular component (GO): microtubule cytoskeleton
Molecular function (GO): ATP hydrolysis activity; ATP binding
Source: RefSeq, a predicted model, not a curated record